Molecule: messenger RNA, 1185 nt
Organism: Encephalitozoon cuniculi GB-M1
Lineage: Eukaryota; Fungi; Microsporidia; Unikaryonidae
Exons: 1
Coding region: 1-1185 (394 amino acids)
Biological process (GO): lipid modification
Cellular component (GO): membrane
Molecular function (GO): acyltransferase activity
Source: RefSeq, marked provisional
AUGAUAAAGAAACUUUCAGAGGUGAACUACUUGGAGCGGAGAUUUCUUGCCUCUCUUCUUCUGACACUGUUUGUGAGCUACACCAUGAGAAACAGGACAAGAACUCACAAUCUGUUAUCUGCAGUCCUGAUCCUUUACAUAGCCUUUGAUUACAGGCAUACUGCAUACAUACUUGCAUCAAUCUCCCUAAAUACCUUCCUGCUCAGAUACACGGAGACAUCUGCAUACAUGUUUACUGUUCUGAACAUCGUAAUACUUUACAUCUACAAAAUAUUCGGAGCUCUCUUCGAGGAAAGGAUUUCCGGGUCAUUCGACAUCUCCGGGGUCUUAAUGCUAAUGACGAUAAAGAUGUGCUACCUUGGGAAGGAGUAUAACAAAAGAACAGACACCGUAAAAGAUGCCUUGUCGUAUAUAUUGUUCAUACCGGGCCUUAUGUUGGGUCCAGCACCAACGUUCAGAAGCUUCAUGGAGAACAAGUACGAAAGACCAAAAAGGCCUCCAUAUGCAACUUUUCUAAAGGCCCUUGGAUUCCUGGUUCUUUUUCAGGUUUUAAGGAUAAGUAUCCCAAGAAGCCACCUUCUUGAAGAAGACGUUCUGUUACCAAUGAGGUGGGCCUAUUUGUACCUCUUCACGGUAGGAAACAGAAUAAAAUUCUACUUUGCAUGGCACUUUUCCCACGGGUGCUUCGCGUUCCAAAACUUUCCAGACCUUCUGAAUGCUGACUUCAUGAAGGUAGAGCUGGCAACAAGCGUGAAAGAUCUUAGCACCUACUGGAACGUAUGCACCGGGGUUUGGUUGAAGAACUGCUUCUUUGUUCCGAUGAAAGAAAAGUCAAUAUUCUGGGCGAGCAUCGGAACGUCUGCAAUUUCUGCGCUGUGGCAUGGGAUAAAUCCAUGCUACUUGAUAAUGUUCCUUUCCCUAUCAGCCUCUAUCCCGAUUGUGAAGGAAAACAAUAGAUUACUCCAGAGCUUCUUCCCGUCUCUCUUCUGGGUGCUGUCCAGGAUACAAAUGCUUAUCCUUACAACAUAUUUCUCCGCCUCCUUCUUUCUCUUGAGUGUUUCAGACCUUAUGUAUGUCUGGAGAAGCGUGUACUUUGCCGGCCAUGUAUUUCUUGCCUUCAGCUUAGCAGUACAGAUAGCUUUAAGGCCCUUUCUUCCGCAGGUAGGUAAGAAAAAUACUGACUGA